Messenger RNA from Seriola dumerili (greater amberjack), 2913 nucleotides. RefSeq names its product kelch like family member 42 (gene klhl42). The transcript is spliced from 3 exons. Lineage: Eukaryota; Metazoa; Chordata; Actinopteri; Carangiformes; Carangidae. The coding region runs from base 401 to 1813 and encodes 470 amino acids. Gene Ontology annotation, molecular function: protein binding. The record is from RefSeq and is a predicted model, not a curated record.
UUUGACAGCUCGGCAUCGUCCCGCUAAUGGUUUAUAAAAUGCAAUGGGAAAUGUUACUGCCACUGUCAGAAAUAAACUACAUUAUCUAACCAACAUCUUUAGAGACUGGGGCGACUUUUUAGCGGACUGUCGAGGAAUGCUAACCCGAGGAAAAGGCUCUUUUGGCUAGUUUACCUAGUAACUGCAGCGGUUCUUCUCCGGCUAACUGAUUAGCUCCCCCGGCUAACGAAAGUUGCUCCAUGGCGAUCUAUGGGUUGAACAUGACCAUAUAUAGACCGGCCACAGAGCUCCCUCGCCGGUGAAAUGUAAACGGUGACUCGCUCAGGAGGCCGACAAAGGGCAAGCAAAAACAAAACUCAACCUGAAGUUAAUAAAAGACACCCAGCUUGCUAGCUUCACCAUGUCAUCUGACCAGAUUAUUGCCAUCGUCAUGGAUGACAAAAUCUACGAGGUGAAUAAGAAGAAGCUGAUAGAGAAGAGCGACUAUUUCCGUGCGCUGUACAGCUCAGGUAUGAGGGAGUCCACGGAGGACUCGGUGCAGCUGCAGGGGCUCAGCGUCCCCGGGCUAGAGCUGGUCCUGGAGUUCAUCAACACCUCUAAAGUUCAGGUUGUCAAUGAGACUCUGGAGGACCUGAUUGAGACCGCCUCCUUCUUACAGGUCACCUCCAUCCUGAAGCUCCUGACCUCGGAGAUCCGGCUUGACAACUGCGUGGAGCUGUACAGCCUCUCUGAGGUUUAUGGGACUCAUGAUCUGCGUAAUGCUUGCCUCAAAUACAUGACCUGCUACUAUCAUCCCAUGCUGAGGCGGCCUGAGUUCAGCAGCCUCCCCUCUGCUGUUCGAGACCAGGUCAGGGAGAUGCGCAUGAAAGGCACCGCCACCCUGGUAGCCAUCGGAGACUUCACCUGUCUGUCCUUGGACGUGCCUGAUCAGGAUGAACCCUGGUCCAUGCUGAGGUACGGAGAGGUGGAGCAGCGCUGGAAACCACUGGCAAACAACCUGCCUCCAGAUAUGAUCAACGUCAGAGGAUACGGCUCAGCUGUCCUUGACAACUACCUGUUCAUAGUUGGUGGUUACAGGAUGACGAGUCAGGAGAUCUCUGCGGUGCACUGCUACAACCCCUGCAGGAACGAGUGGAACCAGGUGGCUCCGCUCAACCAGAAAAGGUCCAACUUCAAGCUGCUGGCGGUACAAGGGAAGCUGUACGCAGUAGGCGGCCAGUGUCUGGGCACGGUGGAGUGUUACAGCCCGGAGCAGGACUGGUGGACCUGUGUGUCCUCGAUGCCCGACCCGCUGGCUGAGUUUUCCGCCUGUGAAUGCCAGGGAAUGAUCUACGUCAUGGGUGGAUACACUGCAAGAGAUAGAAACACAAACGUCCUCUGCUACUGCCCCACCUCUGACACCUGGACGGUGUUUCGCUCCUGUUCAGCCCACAUCCGCAAGCAGCAGAUGCUCUCAGUGGAGGACACCAUCUACCUGGUGGGCGGCUACACCCACGAGCUGGAGGCGGGCCGGAGGCAGCGACGCCCCAGCCAGACGGAGGACGUACUGACUGUGCAGUCCUACAACGUCACCACGGGGGAGUGGAUCCAGCUGAAGGAGAACACGUCCAAGUCGGGCCUGAACCUGACGUGCACGCUGCACAACGACGGCAUCUACAUCAUGAGCCGGGACGUCAGCCUGCCCACCAGCCUGGAGCACCGCGUCUUUCUGAAAUACAACAUCUUCUCCGACGCCUGGGAGGCCUUCAGGCGCUUCCCGGCUCUGGGACAGAACAUGCUGCUGUGUUCGCUUUACCUCCCCAACAUGCUAUGACUCACAGGGCUGAUGGGAAACACUUGAGUGAACACUAACAGAUAGAGGAGCCUGUGCAGCAUUAAUAUUGGCCAGUGUGUGGCUUGCUUGUUCUUGCACAGAUUGCAGCUCUGUGGCAUUAGUGGGAACAGCGUGCGGUUGCCAGGUUGAACCCCUCGUGACCUCUGUGCCUCGGAAAGAAAAAAAAAAAAAAAAAAAAAAAAAAGCACUACAUUGUACAUACUGCUGUGGAUGCAAAAACAAACGCUACAAUGACAAGUAUGAAAGCGUUGAAGCGCCAUGGCCCGUAGGUCAACAGCAUCAUAACAGCUAGGCCCAGUUUGUGCCUCUCAUGGAUUAGCAUUAAAGUUGCAUUCAAAUCACAGUGGUAAUCAUCUGUACUCUGAAAAUAAUUGCCCAAAAAACCCACUUAUGUCUGUUCUGAUGGUAUUUCCAGCACCCUCAAAGACUCUUAACCAUCUGGAUGAAAAAUGUUUUGCAUACUGGACGAUAAACGAUUUAUCUCUCUUUUUUUUAAUCAUGCAGCUGGCCGAAUAUUUUUCCAUCCAGAUGGUUAGAAGAGUGUUUGAAGAUUCUGCACAUGCCUUCAGAACAGACAUAAGUGGGUUUUUUAAACAUUGCUGAGUAAUUAUUUCAGAUUGUUAUCACGGUGACUCAAAUGUAACACUAGUGCAUGAGAGGCACACGCUGCAGCUACGUAACAGCAUGCUUUUAAAUCUAUGGGCCAGAAUAUUCCUGAUGUUUACACUCCACAUACGGCAUUGGUGUACAUGUUUAUCCAUAAGUCACUACAGACCUUAAAGUAUCUCAGAAACAAAACACAUUUUCUUCUCUUCAUGUAUUGUACAUAGCAGAUAAUCAUGAGAAAUGGCUUUGGUUUUACACUGCCAGUUUUAUGGGAAUUAGAAGAUUCUUUGAAGUUGUACUGUGGGAUGUGAAUUGGCUCAGAGGGAGCUUUAUGUGUUGUAUGUACACUUGCACACCUGUCUUAUUUUCCAGAGACACACUAAGCAAAGCUUAAAGCGCAAAUUCCAUGAAAUCAAUGAUGCACAUGUGCCUUCUGCAACCUCAGUUGAUAGGAACUUGAUACAAAAAAAAAA